AUGACUUAUCUGUGGAGGAGGACAUUCCUUCGACCCGCCUGGUAUUGGAGAGAUAUAAACAGAGCUCUGCUCAGUGGAGAAAAGAAAGAACGAUUCAUGUCCUAUUUCCAACAAAAGAGGGAAGACAUAAAAGAAACGGAAGAGUCUUACAAUUUAGAAGAAGCCUUCCUAAGACGUAUUUCAAAAAUGAAUAACAGUGCGUUGGCACACACAUGUGAAGAUAUUAACAGAAGGAAAAUGAAUAACCAUUAUAUGUGGGAGUUAGUUCACGUCAGAGUGAGAGCAAUUAGAAACUCGUUCAAUGGAGACGAGUUGGUUGUCAUGCUUCAUGCGUACUGUAAUAGUUUGUCGUUUGAUCCCAAUUUUACCGAUUUGGUAAAUUUAUUUUGGGACUUGUUGGAAGAGAAGCUAGAGAAUCUCGACUAUUUAUCGCAUAUAGCUCUAUACUACUGUGCAGAGAAAACAAAAAAUGAAAAAAAAAUGGAUCAAAUUACUGCUUUGCUUCAAAAUGCGCUACUAAAGAAUGGAUCCCCCCAAAUGAAGCUCACGGAAAGGGGACUACAAAUUAUUUUAAAAAUUUUUUGCAAGAACGAAAAGAUAGUGGUCCAAAAGGAACAUAUCACAGCUGUUGGGGAACUUAUACAAAAAGUGGAUGUGAAGGAGGUACGAAAUGUAUUCUCUUUUGAUGAACCUUUCCUUGCCAUUUUAAAAAAAAUUCAAGAGUUACUAAUUUUUAAGAAGAUAAAUCCGUGUACUGUUUUGAAGUGCUUGAGCGUUACGCCGAAGCUUUGCAAUGACAAUGCCGCCGCGCUGCAGGGGGUUAGGAGCACUUUGUGCGUUGCCCACCUGGCGCAGCGAAUAAGAGCUGGGCGGUAG
Messenger RNA from Plasmodium cynomolgi strain B, 876 nucleotides. RefSeq lists its product as hypothetical. Bases 1 to 876 code for a protein of 291 amino acids. The transcript has 2 exons. NCBI's taxonomy places the organism in Eukaryota, Apicomplexa, Aconoidasida, Haemosporida, Plasmodiidae. The record is from RefSeq and is a predicted model, not a curated record.